AUGUCUUCGCCUAAUGUCGACAAUUAUUGCAAUGGCAAAGAUAAUAGAUAUAUUGUUAAACAAGACAAUAAUUGGUUUAAUCCAUACAAAUGGGAACAACUUAUUGAAUGGGUUUCAUCGAGUGAAGUGAUCAGUGAAGAUAUAUUUAUUGAUUUACCCGAAGAACACAAUCCUAUACCACAUAUGGAAAGGAUUCCUUGUGUUUAUGAUAGGGUUCUCUUUGAGAGUUAUACUUCAUUUAAAGUAAUCGUAGACUUAAAAGAUAAUAUGACUAUUAAGUCAUUGAGAAUAUGGGAUCAAUACUAUAGUACUCAAGAUUUUAAAGACUUUACCGAUAGUGAUAUCGGUAAACUGUUGUUCACAAUUAAUGGUAAUAUUGAAAAUCUGAUAAUAGAUAACAAUAUGAUCUGCAAAGACAAAACCGGAUGUGUUUGUGGUAAUGAGGAACCGACUAUAAUGCAAAAAGUUUGCAAUUAUGUCCAAAAAUAUGGUUGUCCAUCACUUGAAUGCUCCGAUCCUAUUAAACCAGUUGGCCACUGUUGUCCAAUAUGUGCCUCAAUGUUGACAAUUUCGUAUAAAAAUGAUUUUAGUAUUGAUUUAAUAACAGGUAUUACAACAGCAUAUCUCAAUCACAAAGAAUAUUCAACUAUCAAAUCAUAUUUACAUAAACUUAAGUCUCGAAAGUUUCAAUUUAUUGUCACUGAUUUGGCAAAUAAAGGUUUGGCCGACAAAUUGGUUAAUUCAAUCAAACAGUACUUUAACGACGGUAUAGAACUUUGUUAUUAUUAA
This is a messenger RNA of Oppia nitens, 789 nucleotides long. RefSeq names its product protein amnionless-like (gene Amnionless). Lineage: Eukaryota; Metazoa; Arthropoda; Arachnida; Sarcoptiformes; Oppiidae. The transcript is spliced from 2 exons. The record is from RefSeq and is a predicted model, not a curated record. Bases 1 to 789 code for a protein of 262 amino acids. Gene Ontology annotation, biological process: receptor-mediated endocytosis; intracellular protein localization. Gene Ontology annotation, cellular component: endocytic vesicle; apical plasma membrane.